This is a messenger RNA of Malaya genurostris, 2627 nucleotides long. Its product is annotated as nucleolar protein 14 homolog. Gene Ontology annotation, biological process: maturation of SSU-rRNA. Gene Ontology annotation, cellular component: Noc4p-Nop14p complex; small-subunit processome; nucleolus. The transcript has 2 exons. Lineage: Eukaryota; Metazoa; Arthropoda; Insecta; Diptera; Culicidae. The coding region runs from base 108 to 2603 and encodes 831 amino acids. The record is from RefSeq and is a predicted model, not a curated record.
UGUAUAUCGAAACACGCGGAUUUGUGGAGUAUAUUGUUAUAUCGUGUUUAUUUUUUGGAAAUUGUGUUUUUAGUACCGUAACUCGCAAGAGCGAUUUUUUAAAAGUGAUGGGAAAAGAGAAAAGAAAACGUGUGUGUUUCGAAGUACUUUUAAGAAAGCAAGCAUCUCAAAUUAAAAAAAAAUCAAAUCCCUUUGAAAUCCAAAGAACAAAAGAAAAAUUUACUAUUCUAAAUCGAGAAACAAAUGGUCGAUGCACCGGUAUUCGAGGUAUGCAAAGAGCGAAAGCCGUCAGCAGCCGUAAGCAGUCGCUCGGUCAGGAAUUUCUCUUGAAGAAUAAAAACAAUAAAUUUUUGGAUCUACGAAUGCAUACGACAAACAAAAGUAGUAUUCAACCAAACAAUCUAAUAACCCGCAAGUCCGGUUUAUCUCGCCGAAAGGAUUUGUUCAACUUGAACGAUUCGGUCAAACUUACUCAUAAAGGUCAAACGUUGGAAACAACAGACCUAGAUGAUGUUGUGAAUAGCGAUAGUGAUUCGGAUAAUGGUAACCUGAAUGAAGACUUCGUUGAAGAAAUGCAUUUUGGUGGAAGUGAGAACAGGAAAGAUAGGAAAACAGUAGUUGAUGAAAUGAUAGCUGAGUCGAAACGGAGAAAAGCGGAAAAACAACGUGAAAAUGAUGAAAUAUUUGAGAUGACACAGAAACUGGACAAAAAUUGGCAGCAUUUGGUGUCCGUGGUAGGCGGUCAAAUGAAAAGUGUCAAUGAAAAACCAAAACUGGAGGAUUAUGACGUGAUUAUGCGGGAGAUGAUAUUUGAAAGAAGGGGUAAGCCAGCGGACAGAUUAAAAUCAGAGGCCGAAUUGAUUGCAAUUGAGCAGCAAAAGUUCGCCAAACAAGAACAAGAGCGAUUAGCAAGGAUGAAUGGAGGCGGAAUAGUUAGUAAAAUGAACCACAAAUCAGCUGAUGAUUUGGAUGACGGGCAAAUAUUAUUGUCAGUAGGGGACGACGAAGAAAUAUUGCGGAAUAAAACAGAUACAGCGGAAUAUAAUAAUUAUAACCCCAGAACCGUUUCUAAGGAAGCAUGCGAUGCACCUGAAUAUGAUUCCGAAGAAAGCAGUAGUGAAAUGAAUAGAAGUAAUGAUACUUCAGAUGACAACGAUGAAUUGUCUGACCUAAAAAAUGACACUGACUGCGAGGAGAUAGACAGCAUAACUUACAAUGCACAGAGAAUGAACAGUCCAGAAACGAGUGAACCAAAAAAGCUUAAUUUAGUAAACCAAAACAAACGUCAAGAAGCUAUUGAUGAAAUGCCGCAUAGUUUCGAAAUUCCAACAAGAUAUGAACAUUUACAUGAACUUCUUUCCAAAUAUAAUCCUGAUGAGCAAUCCAUAAUUAUAGAAAGAAUGAUAAGAUUCAACAGCAAUCAAUUCUCUCAAGAAAAAAGGCGAAUGCUAAUAUCAUUAUUCGCUUUUAUAAUGCAAUAUGUAAAUGACCUCUUUCUUGGAAAACAGUUAAAUUGUAUCUCCACUGGAUUCCAAGUUGUCGAGAAAUUAAUACCAUCAUUACAUGAUUUAAUGCAACUCAACCCAUCAGAGACAUCGCAAUGUUUUUUGGAAGUUUUGAAAGAAAAGCAACACGAAUUUCGUAAGAAGCCGCGAUACUACCCACAGCUUGAUACAUUAGUAUUUCUUAAGCUAAUCCCGGUUUUUUUCUCGGCGUCUGAUUUUCGUCAUCCUGUGGUUUCUCCAGCGUUAGUGUUUGCUAGUGAAUUACUGUCCCGUUGUCAAAUUCGAACAAGAAAAGACAUUACUGCAGGGCUGUUCGUAGUAACAACAGUACUUGAAUGUGGUGAACAGUCGAAACGUUUUCUCCCAGCAACUUUGAAUUUUCUCUCGGGCAUUAUUUACAUGUGUUCUCCCAAACGAUCGAUUCAACUAACGUCAAUAGUACCUCCGUUCAAAACAUCAGUACCAUGGAAUGAUUUGCUAGCUUUAGAUGUAACAAAAGAAACAAAUAAUGUAGAUUACAAGUUUCAAGUGGAAGAUUUUAUCGUGGACCAUAUUGACGAAUCGUUUAAGGUACGAGCUCUAUAUUCUGUACUGGGAUUGGUGAAACUUGUUUGCCAUCAGCUCACCGUUUCACCAGGUGUACAUUAUAUCUGCGAUAACUUUCUCCAAAAAUUGCAUAGUCUUCAAGAUUACCUGUUACCAUUGGAAUUAAAGACCAAAUUAGAACAAGUAUUUGAAGUUGUUAAGCUAGCUCGUUCUCGCCCUUUGCACUAUCUAAUCGACGUAGAGAGAAAACCAAAAAUUCUUAGACUACUGGAACCUAAGAUUGAGUCAACGUACGAUGAUAUUCGGCGGCGACCGACAACUAAACUUACUGCUAGAGAACAACAGAAAAAUUUGCGAUUGAAAGUUAAAAAGGAAUCCCGUGCUGCUGUUCGUGAAAUUCGGCAAGAUAAUACAUUCAUCGCCAAAAUGCAGUUUAAACAACGGGCAAACAAUGACCGUAUACGGCUCGAUAAAGUCAAACGUAUUUUCUCCGAUGCUACAUUGCAGCAAGGAGAGCUCAAAACACUUGAUAGGAAAGCUAAUUACAAAUAAGUCAAAAUAUAUAUUUAGCCAAUA